Molecule: messenger RNA, 2179 nt
Organism: Lingula anatina
Lineage: Eukaryota; Metazoa; Brachiopoda; Lingulata; Lingulida; Lingulidae
Source: RefSeq, a predicted model, not a curated record
CUGUUUGCUCAAGCCAAGGAUCUCUCUCUGAGGGUUGUGUUUGUUCAUUCCAAUUGCUUCAAGCAUUCCAUUUUGUUCCAAGAUGAAGUUCUGGUUGAUUCUGUGUUUCGUGCUGGUUGCGAGUUUCCCUUAUGGUAAAGCUGCACCAGUGCCCGAUGUCACCGAGGGUUCAGAAGACGAUGCAAAAUCAGCAGAAGUUUCACACGAGGAAGCCGUAAAAGAGGAGGCUGCCCCUGUAGAACAAGCUGCGGAAGAGGCCCCAGAAGAAGACGAAGUCCCUGCUGAAGAAGCUGGAAAAGAGGAAGCCCCAGCAGAGGAAGAGGCUCCGGCAGAAGAAGCCGUAGAGGAAGAGCACGCCGAGGAAGAAGCUCCUGCUGAAGAGGCACCUGCAGAGGAAGAGGCUCCGGCAGAAGAAGCUGCAGAAGAGGAGCACGCCGAGGAAGAAGCCCCAGCUGAAGAGGCCCCAGCAGAGGAAGAGGCUCCGGCAGAGGAAGAGCACGCCGAGGAAGAAGCCCCUGCUGAAGAGGCACCGGCAGAGGAAGAGGCUCCGGCAGAAGAAGCUGCAGAAGAAGAACACGCCGAGGAAGAAGCCCCGGCUGAAGAGGCCCCAGCAGAGGAGGAGGCUCCGGCAGAAGAAGCCGUAGAGGAAGAGCACGCCGAGGAAGAAGCUCCUGCUGAAGAGGCACCUGCAGAGGAAGAGGCUCCGGCAGAAGAAGCUGCAGAAGAGGAGCACGCCGAGGAAGAAGCCCCAGCUGAAGAGGCCCCAGCAGAGGAAGAGGCUCCGGUAGAAGAAGCAGUAGAGGAAGAACACGCCGAAGAGGAGGAGGCGGAGGAGGCCCCAGCUGAAGAGGCUCCAGCAGAGGAAGAACACGCCGAGGAAGAGGCCCCAGCUGAAGAGGCCCCGGCAGAGGAAGAGGCGCCUGAAGAAGCAGCAGUGGAGGAAGAACACGCCGAGGAGGAAGCUGAGGAAGCACCUGUUGAAGAAGCAGCAGCAGAGGAAGCACCGGCAGAAGAAGCAGAUCCAGCUGAGGCGGCACAUGAAGAACCACCUCCUUUGAGACGAAGAAAAAGAUCUGACGAUGCAGAUGAGGUAAAGGAAGAAUCUUCUGAGGACGAAGCUGCAGAAGUAGAGUCUGCUCCUGAAAAGGAAGUAGCUACCAAAGAGGAAGAGGCAGUAGAGGAAGCUGUCGAGGAAGAAUCUGCCCCAGCCGAAGAACAUGCAGCAGAAGAGGAAGCGGUCGAAGAGGCUACAGAGGAGGAAGCUGCUCCUGCCGAGGAAGAGGCUGCAGACGAGGAAGCUGCCCCCGCCGAGGAAGAGGCUGCAGAAGAGGAAGCUGCUCCCGCCGAGGAAGAGGCUGCAGAAGAGGAAGCUGCCCCCGCCGAGGAAGAGGCCGCAGAAGAGGAAGCUGCUCCCGCCGAGGAAGAGGCCGCAGAAGAAGAAGCUACCGAAGAAGAAGCACAUGCGGAAGAAGAAGCUGCAGAAGAGGAAGCUGCUCCUGCCGAGGAAGAGGCUGCAGAAGAGGAAGCUGCUCCUGCCGAAGAAGAGGCCGCAGAAGAAGAAGCUCCCGCUGAAGAAGAAGCUGCCGAAGAAGAAGCACAUGCGGAAGAAGAAGCUGCCCCAGAGGAAGAGGCCGCAGAAGAGGAAGCUGGCCCCGCAGAGGAGGAAGCUGCAGAAGAAGAAGCUCCUGCAGAGGAAGCUGCUGAAGAAGAAGCUCCCGCAGAGGAAGAAGCUACUGAAGAAGAAGCUCCCGCAGAGGAGGAAGCUGCUGAAGAAGAAGAAGCUCCGGCAGAGGAGGAAGCUGCUGAAGAAGAAGCUCCCGCAGAGGAGGAAGCUGCCCACGCGGAAGAGACUGCAGAAGAGGAAGCCGCCCCCGCAGAGGAGGAAGCUGUGGAGGAAGAAGCUCCAGCUGAAGAAGAGGCUGCCCCUGUUGAGGAGGAGGCCGAACACGCUGAGGAGGAAGCUGCCCCUGCCGAGGAAGAAGCUGAAGCACAUUAACAAAGACAUUGUCGAUACUUCACUUGUUUAAUGACGCUCAUUAACAGUUACCAAGGACAUGUGUUCCAACCCAAUCCCCCCAAUGCUCAAUAAAGACACUGCAUCAGAAAUCUUUUUGUCUGUUUUAGCAGAUAUCAGACUAUAAAGAUAUCCUUUCCUCAAGAAAAAGAAAGUAAAUCAUAU